Messenger RNA from Dama dama (fallow deer), 773 nucleotides. RefSeq names its product myosin light chain 6 (gene MYL6). Gene Ontology annotation, molecular function: structural constituent of muscle; calcium ion binding. Bases 114 to 569 code for a protein of 151 amino acids. Gene Ontology annotation, cellular component: myosin II complex. NCBI's taxonomy places the organism in Eukaryota, Metazoa, Chordata, Mammalia, Artiodactyla, Cervidae. The transcript is spliced from 7 exons. The record is from RefSeq and is a predicted model, not a curated record.
UCCCUAUUGGCUGAGUCAGCUGGGUGACGUCAUCGGGACGUACUAAGACUAGGGCUGGGCCAGGAACCGGAGCCAUUACUGCAGGAAAAGGUCCCGCAGAGCCGAGCGUCAAGAUGUGUGACUUCACCGAGGAUCAGACCGCAGAGUUCAAGGAGGCCUUCCAGCUGUUUGACCGAACGGGGGAUGGCAAGAUCCUGUACAGCCAGUGUGGGGACGUGAUGAGGGCCCUGGGCCAGAAUCCCACCAACGCCGAGGUGCUCAAAGUCCUGGGGAACCCCAAGAGUGAUGAAAUGAACGUGAAGGUCCUGGACUUUGAGCACUUCCUGCCCAUGCUGCAGACUGUGGCCAAGAACAAGGACCAGGGCACCUACGAGGACUAUGUCGAAGGCCUUCGGGUGUUUGACAAGGAAGGGAACGGCACUGUCAUGGGUGCUGAGAUCCGGCACGUUCUCGUCACCCUGGGUGAGAAGAUGACAGAGGAAGAAGUAGAGAUGCUGGUGGCAGGGCAUGAGGACAGCAACGGUUGUAUCAACUACGAAGCGUUUGUGAGGCAUAUCCUGUCGGGGUGACCGGCCCGUGGGGCGGAGCUUGUCCGCAUGGUGCUGAAUGGCUGAGGAUGUCCCCCAUGUGCGUGGACGCUGCACCGUCCUUGUGGGAGACUAGGUGUAGCCUGGAGGCUUCCUAGGUUCUCUUGUCACAGUAUUUUCCCCAGAUUCUCUCUCUCGGAUACGUCUGCCAUCAGCAUUCACCAAAUAAACUUGUUCUCUGCUCUA